CCUCUAUGAUCAACCUCCGCGCCCCGGAAGCGCUCGCCGGCUCGGGCAGGAAGCAGAGUGAGAGGCUGUAGCCGGCGUGACUUUGAGCCCUCAGGAGCGUUGUUGAAGCAUCCAGUUGGCAGCAGCAUGUUGAGGUGCCAGCGGCUCUUGGGCCUGACGCUGCUCGGGCGGCAGCUGCAGCUGAACAAUUGCAGGUGGUGUUCUUCAGGAGUCAUUCCCAAUGAAAAGAUCCGCAACAUAGGAAUUUCUGCACAUAUUGACUCUGGAAAGACUACGUUAACUGAACGUAUUCUUUUCUACACAGGCAGGAUAGCACAAAUGCAUGAGGUAAAAGGGAAAGAUGGAGUUGGUGCAGUCAUGGAUUCAAUGGAAUUGGAACGACAGAGGGGUAUCACUAUUCAAUCUGCAGCAACUUAUACCAUGUGGAAAGACACAAACAUUAACAUCAUUGAUACACCAGGACAUGUUGAUUUCACUAUAGAAGUAGAAAGGGCAUUGAGAGUUCUUGAUGGAGCCAUUCUGGUUCUGUGUGCCGUCGGAGGUGUUCAGUGCCAGACAAUGACUGUCAAUAGGCAGAUGAAGCGGUACAAUGUCCCGUUCUUGACAUUCAUCAACAAACUGGAUCGUAUGGGCUCAAAUCCAAACAGAGCCGUGCAACAACUCCGAUCCAAGUUAAAUCACAAUGCUGCCUUUAUUCAGAUUCCUAUGGGCCUGGAGGGAAAUUUCAAAGGGAUAAUUGAUCUAAUUGAAGAAAAAGCAAUAUACUUUGAAGGUGACUUUGGACAAACGGUUAAAUAUGAUGAAAUUCCUCCUGAGUUUAGAGCAGAAUCUACAGACCGCCGUCAAGAACUAAUUGAAUCUGUUGCGAAUGCUGAUGAACAGCUUGGGGAGCUCUUUCUUGAAGAGAAGAUGCCGACAGUGGCUGACUUGAAGCUUGCUAUCAGACGGGCAACACUGAGUAAAUCUUUCACCCCUGUGUUGGUAGGAAGUGCUCUGAAGAACAAAGGUGUGCAACCUCUGCUGGAUGCUGUUCUAGAAUACCUGCCAAAUCCUUCAGAAGUCCAAAACUAUGCUCUUCUCAACCAAGAAAAUUCUACAGAAAAAACCAAGAUACUGCUAGAUUCUGUCAGAGAUGAUUCCCUGCCUUUUCUGAGUCUGGCAUUUAAACUUGAGGCCGGACGUUUUGGACAGCUUACCUACAUGCGUGUUUAUCAGGGAAUGUUAAAGAAAGGAGAAUACAUUUACAACACAAGGACUGGGAAAAAGGUCCGAGUGCAGAGACUUGUCCGCAUGCACUCGGACAUGAUGGAGGAUGUGGAAGAAGUUUAUUCAGGAGAUAUAUGUGCAUUGUUUGGCAUUGACUGUGCUAGUGGCGAUACCUUCACAGAUAGAUCUAGUACUGACCUUUCUAUGGAAUCUAUUCAUGUCCCUGAUGCUGUCAUUUCAGUAGCAAUGAAACCAUCCAACAAGAAUGAACUUGAUAAGUUUUCAAAAGCCAUUAACCGUUUCACAAGAGAAGAUCCCACCUUCAAAGUUCAUUUUGACAACGAGAGCAAAGAGACCAUUGUGUCAGGAAUGGGAGAACUACAUCUGGAAAUCUAUGCUCAGCGAAUGGAAAGAGAAUAUGGUUGUUCUUGUGUUAUGGGAAAACCUAAAGUAGCCUUUAGAGAGAGCAUUACGGCUACUGUACCCUUUGAUUUUACUCAUAAAAAGCAGUCGGGUGGAGCUGGCCAGUAUGGUAAAGUGAUAGGAUAUCUAGAGCCUCUGGACUCUGAGAACUACACCAAAGUGGAAUUUGAAGACAAAACGGUCGGAACAAAUAUCCCAAGGCAGUUUGUGCCAGCUAUUGAAAAGGGAUUCCGUGAUGCAUGUGAGAAAGGCCCCUUGACGGCUCACAAGAUUUCAGGAAUACGGUUUGUCUUAGAAGAUGGUGCCCAUCACAUGGUAGACUCUAAUGAGAUCGCCUUCCUAAGAGCUGCUGAAGGAGCUUUAAAACAAGCUUUGGCAAAUGCCUCACUGUGUAUCCUGGAGCCCAUUAUGUCUGUGGAAAUUGUAGCACCCAAUGAAUUCCAAGGAGUGGUAAUUGCAGGAGUCAGUCGACGUCAUGGCAUUAUCACAGGACAAGAUGGAGCUGAAGGCUAUUUCACUCUCUCUGCUGAUGUGCCGUUGAAUGAUAUGUUUGGGUACGCUACGGAACUGAGAUCUUCCACAGAGGGAAAAGGUGAAUACACGAUGGAAUACAGCAGAUACCAGCCCUGUUUACCCAGUACACAGGAAGAACUAAUUAACAGAUAUCUAGAAGCAAUAGGAGAACUACCUGGCAAAAAGGGCAAAGCCAAGAGCUGAAUCACCGCUGUGUGAGCUGUUUUAUGCAUCUGGUGACAAACUUCUACUGCUGUAAAGCUCUGUCGAUUUUAAUGACUGAAGAAAAUUCAGAGCAGGUGAUUGAAUUUCACCCUGGAUCAAUAAUUUGACUUUAUGAAGUCACUAAGAGACUGUUACUGAAAUAGUUGCAUAGAAAUAUCAUUAAUUUAUCACUCGCUUAAUUUAAUAAAAUGUCUUUGGCUUUGUUUCAAACAGUUUAUAACAAAAUUAUGUUGUCUGUACAGUUUCCUUUUUGAGAAAAUAUCUGUUGAUUCAUCUAGGCAAUCCAUUAAGGAGAAAAAUGUACAUCAUUUUUUCAACCUAUUAUUUCAACAGUUUUGUGUGGUAGGGUUGGCUAAGAGACAUCCAAAGAUUACCCAGUGAACUUCAUAACAGAUUAGGGAUUUGAAUCUGAGCCACUUUAGUCCAAGUUCAGUACACUGUCUCUCGUGUGGUACUGAAAAUACGGACUGAUGAUGAGGCAAAUGUGGAAGCUGCAAGUUUCUUAUGUUCUGGGUACAAUCUAGCCAAAAGCAUCAUUCAUUUAAGUUCCAUGAUGUGAAAAGGAGAAUGUGACAGACGUGUAUAAUUUGUCCUUUGAAACGAAUGAGAUUUAAGAUAAGUCGAUAUGUCAGCAAUGCAAUGCGCAUAUUAACUUCAAACUCUCAACAAAAAACUUUUUUAUUGUGCACACAAAGAGACUAAAAGUUGGUAAACAUAAAAACAUGAGACGUUUCAGUGUGACAUACCAUCCUCAGUUAAGUAAAACAAAUGAGCACAGAUGAAAACUUCAGUUCUAGGGAUGAGUCCGAAUCGUUUCGGUGCCUCCCUGCAGCCGAAACGUUUCAGCGAGGGGUGCCUUUAAAAGGAGGCAGGCAGGUCUUACCUGCCCCUCCCUCAAUCCUCCGCCACCCCACCAUGGCGCUCUUCUAAGCAAACCUACUCCAUGAAAAUGGCAGCCUGUGCUGCUGGCUCCUUUAAAGCGCUGCGCUGCAGCAACAGGAUGCUUGUGUGGCAUCGGCACACAAAUGGCGGUGCAUGUUCCGACGCCAUUUGUGGGGCCAACUAACAGCUGUCAUUGGUGCUGUGCAAACCACAUUCUCCUUAAUUUCCUGUCUUUCCAAGAUUCUCUGGGUUUGCCAUGUAAAUUUAUCAGUAAUAGUAUUUUAAAUACCAGCAAACCCUUAAUGAAUCUAGCUCUUUUCCAUCUCCUUAAAACAGGCAAACCUAGAGAAUCUGAGAAAGACAGGGAGUUAAGGUGAAUGUGGAUUGCACAGCACCAGUGACAAUUGCUCGUUAACUCUAGUUUGUAUGAGAGGAGAUGUUAUGUACAAGAUUGUGAAAUUUGUGAACAGGGGAAAGGAAACUAGAAAGAAAGGUACAAUAUAUAAAAUUCAAUGCUUAGGUUGCACUUCAUUCUAUAUAGGGAAUCGGGCAGGUCAUUGAAAGAUAGAUAUAAAGAACGUCUAGCAGUUAUGAGGCAUUGUGCAAAAAGAACGAAAACCUGGUCAUUGCAUAUGAGGAUUAAGCAUGAAGGCCAAAUGGUGCCCACUAAAAUAUCUAUUUUAGGGAUUGAAAGGAACCUACAAAGAAGGAAAAUCAAGGAAGCAUUAUUUAUAGAGAAACUGAGACCUGACAUUAAUGCUCAGGAGGCACUGGCUUAUGCUAUGAAGUUUAUUAGCCUCUGAGAAGAAUCAGCUGUUUCUUUCUCUCUCGCCCCCCCACCUCCCCCCCCCCACAUACACACACGCCCCGCUCAUCUCUCCACCAGUCAGGGAACUGUAUGUUAUCACGUCUAAGGAAUUUAACAGCUGGGGAACCGAGCUUUUCAUCUGUGCUCAUUUGUUUUACUUAACGGAGGACAGUGUGUCACACCGAAACACUUUGUGUUUACUAAUUUUUAGUUUUUCUUUGUACAAUAAAAAGCUCUUUUUGUUGAGAGCUUUAAGAUAAGCUUAGCUGGAUUGAACCCUUUUUUCUCUGAUUAGUUUGUACUGAUGGAGAAUGAUGAGAGAUUUGAGCAUGUAGACCAACCUAAACUACUAUUACUACUACUGUUACGGGCACUGGCCAUUUUUCACCCCUACACCGUACCCCUACACAUGGAGGACCUGUUUUUCGAGGUCCAGGAAAGAUGCAUGGACGCACUGGCAAAAAGAAGGCAGAAAUAUCAUGUAAACCAGGAACUCCUUUGCCUGUUUCAGUUUGCUAAACACAUUUGAUUGCAUUCCUCAGAAGCACAUUUACAAAUUUGAUCCCCCAGGAUCAUUCAGUCCCUAGGCAAAUAAAAGGUCACCCUUCAAUCCACCUGGGCGAUUGUCCCGGCAGGAAAAGCCUAUCAUCUUUCUGGCACCAAGAUUGGCACAUUAAAAUAUUCCUAACCCGAACCUUCUCUCUUUGUCCCGACCCCUAGAGGGCCCGGGACCCCUGGAAUGUAACAGCCAAAUGGUUCCAACCCUAUUUAAGGAGGCUGCAUUGGACACCUCUCUCUUUCUUUCUGGUCCCAACCCCAGGUUCAGGACUCCACACCAGCCCAUCUCUUCAGCAGGUAUGUCGGGAGAUGUCUUGUCCUGCCCUACUCAUGUCUCCAGGUUUUUAUUUUUUAUUUUCCUCUCCCUAGACCCCCUUGCAUAUCCCGUGAAUGAGUGGCUAUGUAUGGUUGUAUGGAAUUAUACUGCUAGGAAUAAGUCAAGUUGAGUUAGGAUUUUCCCCUUUGGGUUUUGGUGUUAGAAGCAUUUUGGUCUAUUUUUUGUACUAACAGGUGGGGGAAGGUGGACCCAGCCCCAGCGGCAAACGCAUGCUUAGUCUCAGCCAAACCUCAUGAGCUGAACUGUCCAUCCAGAGCAGCAUUUCAAACAGCACAGGAUUCUUCCUGCGUGACAAUGACAGCUCAUCCUGCUUUGGAGUGGACCACUCUCUCAUGAGAGUGCCUGGCCAUAGAGACAUGCAUGCAGGCUGGAGGGCUUUUACAGCCCAGCCAAGUUGAGAGAUUCCAUCCCAAGCCCUGGGGAAGGGUCCCUCAGCAACAUCUCUCUUGGUCCCAGCAAAUGCCAUAAACAGAGAAUGUAAGCACCUCUUCUAAGAGUCUGGUCAAAUCUCUAUGCCUGGUCUCACUGUUAAUGGUCACCUGGCUAGCUAGGGACCACUCUAAGCUAUUGGUUUCCUGUCCCAGAGUUCCCUGUGGUGGCUGAUUUGCAUUUGCAGCAUCAUCAGGCCCACCUGGGCCUGAUCAGCUCCCAGACAUAGGAUUCAUCCCUGGUCUUUCCUACUGCUAGCCAUGAAGCUGCUUGGACACCCAAAGUGGACCAGACACCUUGGAAGUCCGGAGGGGUUGAGAGGAAAAGAGGAAGGUAUGGAUCAUGAGUUCUGUUGUUAAACGAGGUACUGAGAGCUCCACAUUAGCAGGUCUGACACCUGGUGUCUUCCCCCAGGAGUCUUCAACACAUUCUCAGGUCUGGUCCCCUCACCUCUAUGUACAUCCACACUAGACAAUCUAAACUCCAUUAAAGGUAAAGUUGUGGCGUUGAGUCAGUGUCAACUCCUGGCAACCACAGAGCCAUGUGGUUUUCUUUGGUAGAAUACAGGAGGGGUUUGCCAUUGCCGCCUCCUGUGCAUUAUGAGAUGAUGCCUUUCAGCAUCUUCCUAUAGUGCUUCUGCCCGAUAUAGGUGUUUCCCGUAGUCUGGGAAACAUACCAGUGGGCAUUCAAACAAACAACCUCUUGCUCCCCAGGCAAGUUACUGCCCUGCUGUGCAGAGAGUCCCAUGAUUAGUCAUAGAUAUGAAUUUAUUUUGGUUUAUUAGUGGUUAACGUUUUUAUUAAGGAAAAGUGUUAAACUUUAGAAACUCUGUGUCUUGACAUGCAGGCUGAUUCACGUGUACACCUGUCACGUGGAAAUGCCCACUUACCCCUUGUUUUCAAUUCCCCUUAAUAACAUUUGGCUGUUGGACUUUUGCUGUGUUCGUAAUUGUCUCAGACAUCUCUGCUAGCUUCUGAUCCCAGAGUAGGGGGAACCCCUCGUAGCACUACCACUACAAAAGUUUCCAAAGCCCUUUACACAGAAAAUAAUAAAUAGGAUGGUUCCCUGUACCCAAAGGACUCACAGUCUAAAAAGAAACAUAAGACAGAAACCAACAACAGCCACUUGUCACCUGAUCCUAGGGAGGCAGUGGAUGUCCUGAACUGGGGGCUGGAGGCCGUGAUGGGGUGGAUGCGGGCCAAUAGACUGAGAGUGAAUCCGGACAAGACAGAGGUAAUGUUGGUCAGUAGGAGAGCCAAUCGGGAUGAGAUUCUAUCAGUUCUGGAUGGGGUUGCAUUCCCCUUUAAGGAGCAAGUACACAGCUUGGGGAUAUUGCUGGACCCAGCUCUGCUUUUGGAAGCUCAAGUGGAGGUGGUGGCCAGGGGUUCCUUUGCAUGGCUCCAGCUAGUGCGUCAGCUGCGUCCCUUUCUCGAGAAGCCAGAUCCGGCCACAGUUACACAUGCCUUAGUCACAUCACAGCUGGAUUAUUGUAACAUGCUCUACAUGGGGCUGCCCUUGAAGAAUAUUUGUUCAUGCAGCCUCAGGGUAGCACAGAGAUAUUUACAUAUGCCUUAUUUCCAACAUUUGUGCCCCUGUAGCUUGGGAAUAGUUGAAUCAGUUCUGCACGUUUUGCUCUAUUGUUCUAUAAGGACACCUACUCUUCAGUUAUAUUUCCAGUUUUGGCAGAUUAUCCAGGCAAGGCAGAUGAUUUAUAGAUAUAUCUCCUCCCUUCUGGUGCCAACACUGAAAUUACAUUUAAAGUUGCAAAAUUAAUCAAUUAAUUAAGUCAAUUAAUUGUGUAUAUAUAGAGUAUACAGGCUGUUUAUCUGGUGGUGCUGGGGUAUUGUAUUAUAUUUCUUGGUUGUAUACUGCACUUUAUUGGUAUUAAUAUACUUGUAACUUUUUGUUGGCUGCCCUUGGACCAUAAAAAUAAAGACUGGGUAGCACAGAGCUCCUGGGGGAAGAGGUGGUCAUCAAAAUUCACUCCCCCUUGUGAGCACCAGUGCUAUGCUAGUUGGGAACUCA
Molecule: messenger RNA, 7406 nt
Organism: Hemicordylus capensis (graceful crag lizard)
Lineage: Eukaryota; Metazoa; Chordata; Lepidosauria; Squamata; Cordylidae
Gene: GFM1
Product: G elongation factor mitochondrial 1
Exons: 18
Coding region: 127-2346 (739 amino acids)
Biological process (GO): mitochondrial translational elongation
Cellular component (GO): mitochondrion
Molecular function (GO): GTPase activity; translation elongation factor activity; GTP binding
Source: RefSeq, a predicted model, not a curated record